AUGGGGGCGGAGGUAAGAGGAGGUAGUAGGUGGGGCACAUGGGUGGAGCUCCUAUUGGCCGGGGCCAUCCUAAGACACGGAACCCGAGACUGGAACCAGGUGGCCGCGGAGCUCCGAGCCAGAACCGCUUGUCCGUACACUUUCACGCCCGAGGUGUGUAAAGCCAAAUAUAAUGACUUGCGAAAGCGAUACUCUGGAUGCAAGGCUUGGUUUGAAGAUCUACGAAAGAAACGAAUGGAAGAGUUGAGACAAGCUCUCAAAAAAUCUGAAGACUCAAUAGGAUCUUUGGAAUCAAAGCUUGAAACUCUCAAGGCGGAGAAAGGAGAAGAUGUGGGACAUUACCCUUCUUCUAAAGAGGCAUUUAAGGACGAGCCAUCUGCUGGCAGUUUCACAUGUGAAGCAUUGACAAGCUGCUCACCUGAAUGCCAGAUACCAGUUACAGAGUCAACUGAAGAAACAGAGACUAAAAGAGAAGCUUCACACUCUUCCGAGCAUGAGAAAAUCUCAAGCAUGGAGAAGUUGGUAGGAACUUUGUAUGUAGGAGUAGGACUAGGAGGGAAUCUGAGAAAGAGACGGGGUAUGAGGAAGAGGAAGGAUUGUACUAGUAGGGAUGUUAAGGAAGCCAGCAUUGGAGAAAGUCGCCUUUUGGAUUCUCCUGAUGCUGUAACUGCCUUGCGGUGUAUAGAAAAUUCAAACAGCGAAUGUCGUGAGGAAUUUGCCUCUUCUGGUGCGGGUGAUUGUAAUAGAGGUUCGACCAAGGAUGAAACUGACCAUCUGUGGAACGUUUUCAAUUCAUUUUUGGAGCAUAAAAGUGCCUCUGUCUUUCGUCAUCGACUUGAUAGCCAGAAGAGACGAAGAUAUAAGAAAUUGAUCCAUAGACACAUGGAUUUUGACACAAUAAGAUCGAGGAUUUCCCACCACUCUGUGAUGUCAGUUAAGGAACUCUUUCGAGAUCUCUUGCUGCUUGCAAACAAUGCCUUGGUGUUUUACUCCAAGAACACGCGCGAAUACAAAUCUGCUUUGCUUCUCAGAGACCUCACCACCAAAACAUUGCGGCAGCAUCUCAAGGAUUCUAGCGGCAAGGCUACCUCUGCCAACCUCUCCUCAAAUGCAUUAGUGUGUAAUCCUCCCGGUAAACCCCGGAGUGCUCGCCCAGCUGGUAACAGAAGGUUGUCGGGAAAGGCUACCCAUGCAGGAAAUGCGGCUGCUAAGACUUCAAACAGAAGUAAGAAGCCAAGUCAUGCUAAUGCUGAUUCCUCUCCUUCAGUUGAAUCUUUCGCUGUGAUGAAGAAAACCUCCGGGCACCCAAGAAAAGUUGGACGUAGAAGUGUUAGUCAACAAAAUGUAACUCCCGUGAAGGGAAGGAAAAGAGGUCGGACAAAGUAG
This is a messenger RNA of Prunus armeniaca (apricot), 1386 nucleotides long. The record is from the annotation of a GenBank genome assembly. NCBI's taxonomy places the organism in Eukaryota, Viridiplantae, Streptophyta, Magnoliopsida, Rosales, Rosaceae.